AUAUUUAAUGCUCGCACGCCUGCAACCGCUUUACAGUACAUACAUGUGCACUGCUCAGAAAACAAGACCGCGUUAAGUAAGAAUAAAGCAGUUUUAGUGCGAGUUGGUUUGGUUAUCUUUAAUCUGCAUCACUGCAUGGUGUAUGAAGAUGGCAUCGCUCGAAGUAAAAGACAUGGACUGGGAUUGGCAGGCGACAAAAUGCACUCUUCUGGAGAGAAACCGACAUAUGCUGAACAACCCUCUUAUGAGCGAUGUCCUCAUAACACUCGAGGGUUCAGAGCAAAAGUUCUACGCUCACAAGUACGUGUUAUGCACAAGCAGCUCAGCAUUUCACGGAAUAUUCAGCGGCGGCUUGGCAGAAAUGUUGACAAAUUCUUUACACAUCAGCGACUCAGACCCUGACAGCAUGAUGGAAUUUUUGACUUUCUUAUACACAGAUGAAUGCAAUUUAACCUCAACAAAUAUUGUUUCAGUUAUGUAUCUGGCUAAGAAAUACACAGUGCCUUCUCUGGUGAAUAAAUGUAGUAAAGAACUUUCAAGUGUUUUAGAACCAACCGAAGCAUUGAGUAUUCUAGAAGAAGCAAUGCAAUAUGAUCAGAUGGAGCUUGUUGAAGAGUGUUGGGAAGUCAUAGAAAGCUUUCCAAACAAAGUCAUCAAGUCCGCAGGCUUCUCUUCUAUCCGCCAUGCGACAUUGGUUAGUCUGCUCAAGCGAAAGAACUUACAAAUUCCUGAGAUUGAACUAUUUCAAGCAGUUUUGAAGUGGGCUGAUUAUCAGUGCGCAAAAAAUAAUCUUGACCAAACUCCUGAGAGCCGUAGAAAUGUAAUUGGCGAUGCCAUUCAUGAAAUACGAUUCUUGGCAAUGACUCAAGAAGAAUUCGCUCAAAUCGUUUCCCCAUCUCGUUUGCUUUCUACCAACGAAAUGGUGCACAUUUACGAGAAGUUUAAUGGAAUCUAUUCGCCAGCGUUGGAGUGGAGCGAAGCGACAAGAGAGGAAAGAUUGAGAACUAUCGUCUGUCCAAAAUUUUUGCCAACCAAAGUUGUACCAAAGUCGCUUUCGGAUAACACGUAUUUUUUUCUCAGCUUCUCGGCGAGUAAAGAUAUAAGUCUUCACGGGGUUCGCUUUUAUGCGGGACCAAAUAAAGUCACUUUGUAUGUUAAAAAGUCCAAUCCCAGCGGCUCGUGCGAUUCCGAGAUUCCGCAUACCAAUGUGUGCGCGGGUUAUGUUAUGUUUCCGACACCUGUUUUUGUGAAUCGUGAUGAUUUUGUAAUGUUGUUAGCGGUCAUCGGUGGCAGUUCUUUUGGGUAUUAUGAGUGGAUUGAUAAAAAUGUCUUACACUUGGGUGAUAUCAGUAUCAAUUUUUUGGAAGCGUAUUUACCUUACAACUGUGACUUUGGCUCGGCUCAGUCUGAAGGACGUUUUGAGGAAGUUAUGAUAUCAGUAUCAUGAUUUUCUGUUGUAUAAACGGUUGCGUCAUACAUAUUACAGAGUGGUGACUACAAAUAGGCAGAGGCAUGUAAAUGCAUGAAUAGAGAAGACCACUGCCACUGCCUAAAAAUAUGACUGGAGUGAUAUAAUUUUCAUCUUUCUAAGUUAUUAUAAUAUAUAUUUUGAAUGUGCUAUGAGUGAUAGGUUGGCACCUUAUUUGUGUUUCUAUGUUUUGUCAAGUAUUUUGUCAAUAAAGCUGCUGAAGAUGAUGAUUUGCUGU
This is a messenger RNA of Dendronephthya gigantea, 1706 nucleotides long. RefSeq names its product BTB/POZ domain-containing protein 6-like. The record is from RefSeq and is a predicted model, not a curated record. Gene Ontology annotation, molecular function: protein binding. NCBI's taxonomy places the organism in Eukaryota, Metazoa, Cnidaria, Anthozoa, Malacalcyonacea, Nephtheidae. The transcript has a single exon. The coding region runs from base 143 to 1447 and encodes 434 amino acids.